Messenger RNA from Rotaria sp. Silwood2, 297 nucleotides. The record is from the annotation of a GenBank genome assembly. Lineage: Eukaryota; Metazoa; Rotifera; Eurotatoria; Philodinida; Philodinidae.
AUGACUUCAUUAACAAAAACUCUUGAAGAUGUGACUAUUGUAUGGCUUGAUGUUGAUCGGAUUCAUGAAAAUAGAGAUGAUUUUUUUUAUACGAAAACUUGUUUACGUCAAUGUCAUAGUUAUAUUGAAAUAUAUAAUGAUGCAAAUGUUAUAAUUCAAAUGCCUCAAACAAAUCGUGGAAAAAUGAUGCUGUUAAAUGAUUGUCGUUUGGAUUACAUGAUUGUACGAAAAUUACGUCGUUCAGUAAAGAUCUUUCUUUUUGGAUGGAGUUGUACUGAUAUAUUUAGUUCGAAUUAA